Messenger RNA from Striga asiatica, 1223 nucleotides. The record is from the annotation of a GenBank genome assembly. Lineage: Eukaryota; Viridiplantae; Streptophyta; Magnoliopsida; Lamiales; Orobanchaceae.
CCACAAGGCCACACAACCCACCAACGAAUAGCUUUUCUCAGAGACUUUCCAAAAGCGGAAAAAGCCAAAACCAGGUCCCUUCCGGUGAGGUUCUCCGGCGAUCGGAAAGCGUAUUCAAUGCCAACCUCGGAGGAGAAAACGGACGGCAAAGCGUGGGGGCUUUUCAAGCUCCCUUUCCGGAACUCUCAGUCGGCGACGUUGUCCUCCAAUUUCUCUCACUACCAGCAGAAUUACGGUCAUGGGAGCAGCAACGCUCACUCUCAAGUGGAAGGAUCGGGCGCUCAGGAAAAUUCCGGAAGCUCGGUUUCCUCGGUGGCCAGAUCUCUUCUCCCCACGCGCCGUCGUCUGAAGCUUGAUCCUUCAAAUAAGCUCUAUUUCCCUUAUGAGCCUGGUAAGCAAGUCAAAAGUGCUAUCAAAAUAAAAAAUACAAGCAAGUCUCAUGUUGCUUUCAAGUUCCAAACAACUGCCCCUAAAAGCUGCUUUAUGCGUCCUCCUGGCGCCAUUCUUGCUCCUGGCGAGAGUAUAAUUGCAACUGUAUUCAAGUUUGUAGAGCCCCCUGAGAACAACGAAAAGCCAAUUGAUAAGAAAAGCCGGGUGAAAUUCAAAAUCAUGAGCCUCAAAGUGAAGGGGCCAAUGGACUACAUAUCUGAAAUGUUCGAUGACCAUAAGGAUCAAGUGGCUGUCGAGCAGAUACUUCGCGUAGUCUUUCUGGAUGUCGAACAUCCGUGUCCUGCUCUCGAGAAAUUAAGUCGCCAGCUGGCUGAAGCCGAGGCUGAACUCGAGGCCCGCAAGAAGCCUCCGGAGGACACGGGCCCAAAGUUCAUUGGAGAAGGACUUGUAAUCGAUGAAUGGAAAGAAAGAAGAGAACGAUACCUAGCUCGACAACAAGGGGAAUUGGUGGAUUCUGUAUGAGUAAAAUUUUAUCUUUCUGGUUUUAAAAUAUCAGGACUGUACUCUGUAUGGGUGUAUUUAAGUUGUUUUUUUAAAUGGUAUCUGUUGUCAAAGGUUAGUAGGAGAUAAUGGACACUCUUUUUAAGUAAAAAAAUGUGACCAAUGACUAGUUGAAUCUGUGACCUCAGGUGUGUAGGCUUGUGGCAAUUCCCAUAGUGUCUUUAGAUAUUUAGUUUUGUUUAUCAAAAGAGAGAAUUUAUAUAUCCUUUUCUGUUUUUGAUAUUUAGUUUUGUUUAUCAAAAGAGAGAAUUUAUAUAUCCUUUUCUGUUUUU